Molecule: messenger RNA, 642 nt
Organism: Miscanthus lutarioriparius
Lineage: Eukaryota; Viridiplantae; Streptophyta; Magnoliopsida; Poales; Poaceae
Source: the annotation of a GenBank genome assembly
AUGGCUACCCUUGCUUCUCGGAAGAUGACGGUGCUGACCAUCGACGGCGGCGGCAUCAGAGGCCUCAUCCCCGGUACAAUCCUCGCCUUCCUCGAGAAAAAGCUUCAGGAGCUAGACGGGCCCAACGCACGGCUGGCCGACUACUUCGACUACAUCGCCGGAACCAGCACCGGCGGCCUUAUCACGGCGAUGCUCGCCGCCCCGAAUAAGGAUAAGCGCCCGCUCUUCACCGCCGAGGGCAUCAACAAAUUUUACCUGGAGAACGGGCCAAACAUCUUCCCUCAAAGGCCAGACUUUGAAAACAAGUUGCUGGAGCUCAAGGGGCCGAAAUACGACGGCAAGUUCCUGCACUCCAAGAUUCAGGGCCUCCUUGGCGCUACUAGGGUGAACGAGACUCUCACCAACGUCGUCAUCCCCGCCUUCGACGUCAAGAACCUCCAGCCCACCAUCUUCUCCACCUUCGAUGCUCAGAGCCGGCCUCUGAAGAACGCGCUCCUCUCGGACGUUUGCAUCAGCACGUCAGCCGCGCCGACGUACCUCCCCGCCCACUUCUUCCAGACCAGGGACGACGCCGGCAACACCCGCGACUUCAACCUCGUCGACGGCGGCGUCGCCGCCAACAACCCAGUAAGUGUUAGUUAG